AUGGCGAGCGCCGAGAAACCACAAGAGAUUCAGCAUGAGGAGCACGAGACCGGCAGGCCAGAGGGAGUUGACGUUGACAAACCUGUGGUUGUGGACACCGUGCACAAAGAUGAGGCCAUGAAAGUCCUUGCAAAUUAUGCUGGAGAUGAAGCGUGGGACAAAGAGGAAGAAAAACGACUGAGACGAAAAAUCGACAGGCGCCUCCUACCUAUUCUGUGCUUCACUUAUGCUAUACAAUACUAUGAUAAGGGGAUGAUAUCGCAAGCGUCGAUCUUUGGACUUCGUACAGAUCUGAAGCUUACAGGAAACCGCUAUUCGAUGGCUUCGUCAAUUUUCUUCCUUGGUUUUAUUGGCGGCGCAUACCCAGCUUCUCAACUUGCUCAAAGAUAUCCGAUAGAGCGAGUUGCCUCAGGACUCGUCCUUCUCUGGGGUAUCUGCUUUACCCUGACUUCCGCUUGCUUCACCUGGCAGUCUCUCUACGUACAGCGGUUUUUCCUAGGUUUUCUAGAAGCAGGCAUCAGUCCGAUCUUUAUGCUUAUCGUCGGCCAGUUCUACAAGAAAGAUGAACAAGCGCUUAUGAUGGGAGUCUGGUAUUCGUGCUCAGGGUUCAUCACGAUCUUCUCACCCCUUAUUAACUAUGGCCUUGGGCACAUACGAGGAUCUUUAGCUCCCUGGCGCUAUAUGUUCAUCGUGGGUGGCAUUAUAACUAUCCUCUGGGCUCUGGUCAUCUAUUUUUACAUGCCUCCGGACCCUAUUCGCGCUAAGGGGUUCAAUGAGCGUGAAAGGUAUAUCUCAGUAGCUCGCCUUCGAGUUAACAACGCAGGAGUUCGCAAUACGCACUUCAAAAUGCAGCAGGUCACAGAACUGUUCAUCGAUCCCCAUUUCUGGCUGGCCUUUUCGAUGGCGUUCCUCAGUAUGAUUGCCGCCGGACCAGUCAAUGCCUUCAUUCCGAUAAUCAUAGCAGGGCUAGGCUUCAAUACCCUUAACACGCUCCUCCUCUUGAUGCCCGCAGGAGCGAUCGCUGGGCUCAUGAUAGUUUCAGCAACCUAUACCGCCUACAAAAUUCCUCGAUCAAGGACAUGGAUCAUCUUUGGUAGUGAACUAGUCACUAUUCUUUCAGCGGUUUUACUGUGGAAACUACCACGCAGUGCGACUGGUGGGCUUUUAUAUGCGGUUUACACUCUAGCCGGCUUCACUGCGGGAUGGGGUGUACUCAUGGGAUUAUCAAUCGCAAAUACUGCAGGAUAUACGAAGCGUAUGGUUACCUCUUCUGCGAUAUAUGUGGGGUAUUGUCUGGGCCAAUUUGUAGGACCCCUCCUGUUCAAGCCUGAGGACGCGCCGGUGUAUGGCCCAGGCUUCGAGGCAGUGCUCGCUACAGCGGCAACCACAGCUGUCAUAGCUGUAUUCUACCGUUACCUUUGCAUGUGGGAGAAUAAACGCCGCGACAAAGCAGGCGUUAUGGAGGCAUUCGAGCAUGCUUACGAGGACGAUGUAACUGACCGGAAGAAUCCCCAAUUCCGGUACGUCUACUGA
This is a messenger RNA of Exophiala aquamarina CBS 119918, 1533 nucleotides long. RefSeq lists its product as uncharacterized. Lineage: Eukaryota; Fungi; Ascomycota; Eurotiomycetes; Chaetothyriales; Herpotrichiellaceae. The record is from RefSeq and is a predicted model, not a curated record. Gene Ontology annotation, biological process: transmembrane transport. Gene Ontology annotation, molecular function: transmembrane transporter activity. The coding region runs from base 1 to 1533 and encodes 510 amino acids. Gene Ontology annotation, cellular component: membrane. The transcript is spliced from 6 exons.